Cyphellophora attinorum is the source of this 1815-nucleotide messenger RNA. Its product is annotated as Alpha-amylase. Bases 1 to 1815 code for a protein of 604 amino acids. NCBI's taxonomy places the organism in Eukaryota, Fungi, Ascomycota, Eurotiomycetes, Chaetothyriales, Cyphellophoraceae. Gene Ontology annotation, biological process: carbohydrate metabolic process. The transcript has a single exon. Gene Ontology annotation, molecular function: hydrolase activity, hydrolyzing O-glycosyl compounds. The record is from RefSeq and is a predicted model, not a curated record.
AUGUUCAGCUUCAGUAGCAGGACUCGCAAUUACGCUAGCGCUGACGACAAACUCACCAUAAAGGAGAGCUGGUACUUAAGCAAAGCGGUCCAGUUCGUCGCGCUUACUGCCGUUGUGGUAAUCGCAACAUCCAUCUCAGUUCCGCUUGGCGUGUGUCUCGGUGGCAAUGACCGUUGCGGCAGGUCAGAAGCACAUCGGCCAAGCAACACAUCAACUUCGCUGCCACUCUUGAACGAUGCCGCUGUCGCGAUUCCGGAAGCAUAUCCCGCAGCGACGCAUCCACCAUUGACCGAAGAUGCGAAUCCGUUACUGUUCCAGGCUUUUGAGUGGUACAUCCCCAAGGACGGAAAGCACUGGACGCGCCUGACCUCGAUACUUCCACAACUGCAACAGAUCGGCAUCGGAGCGAUCUGGAUUCCGCCUCCGACGAAGGCAGCAACAGAGGGCAGCAUCGGCUACGAUGUCUACGAUCUAUGGGACCUGGGCGAGUUCGACACUCACAACCGGACCGCUACAGCGAUGGGCAACAAGAGUGACCUGCUCGACCUCGCACAGGUCGCUCACCAGUGGGGAGUCGGUAUCGUUAUCGAUGCAGCCCUGAAUCAGCGGUCUGGCGCAGACUACAUCCAAUCAUGCGCGAUCACUCGACUGAACCCUGACAACCGCCUGCAGCCCAUCAACCCGACCAAGAUGGCGGAUGUGUGGGUAGGCUUCAACCACACUGCUCGAGGCAAUCACUACAGCAACAAGACAUGGAGCUGUGACGACUUUACCGCUGUCGACUACGAUGCCAGUGCCAACAACAACGGGCUCUUCAAGAUCAACGGCCACGACAACGACUUUGCUACCGACGUCUCGACCGAUAAUGGCAACUUCGACUAUUUGCUGCUGGCUGACGUGGCGUAUGACAAUCCCGCCGUCAUUGAGGAUGUCAAGACAUGGGGAACGUGGAUCACAGGCCAACUCGGAGCAUCGGGCUUUCGAAUGGAUGCGGCCAAACACAUCUCCAGGAGUUUCAUGAAGAACUGGAUCAGCGGUGUCAACUCUGCCAUCAAGACUCCGUUUCAGAACCCACCAGUCGUUGCUGAGUACUGGACCACCACGCUGUCGGAACUGCUUGGCUACGUUGACGAGAUCGGAAACGCGGCGCGUGUCUUCGAUGUGCCACUUCUUGGCCAAUUUGCCGCUAUCGCCAACGGUGAGGCUUCCUUAACAACCAUGUUCCAAGACUCCGUCGUGUCUACACAACCCGACAGCGCUGUCACGCUCGUCGGCAAUCACGACACCCAACUCGGUCAAUCUUCCGCAAACCUAUACGUGCAAGACUGGUUCCGGCCCGCAGCAUAUGCAUUCAUCCUACUGCGUCAAGAAGGCACGCCUUGCAUGUUUUACGGCGACGUCUAUGGCAUCUGUGACGCCAACGGCCACUGCAACAAAGCAAAUCACUCUGAGUCUGUGGGCAAGCUAGCCAUAGCAAGGACGUAUUUCGGGUACGGACAGCAGCACGACUACAACAGCACCGACGUGUCGACUGUCGGCUGGACGCGGCAGGGUGAUGAGAAGCAUACAGGCGGGCUCGCGGUAAUUAUGUCAAUAGCACGAACAGCUCCUGCUCCGAUGACCAUGAAUGUUGGCUCGGAACACGCCGGCGAGUCUUGGAUCGACAUCUUGGGCAAUGCCAAAGACGCAGUUGUCAUCGACGCCGAUGGUGCUGCGGCAUUCACGUCACCGCCGCAAGGUGUCAGUGUGUUCGUUAGCGAAGUGCGAUGGAGCAACCUGUCAAUGCCGGACUGGGACUUCGACAUUUACGGGUAA